Messenger RNA from Epinephelus lanceolatus (giant grouper), 4918 nucleotides. It is a transcript of the gene pidd1, whose product is annotated as p53-induced death domain protein 1. The record is from RefSeq and is a predicted model, not a curated record. Gene Ontology annotation, cellular component: cytoplasm. Gene Ontology annotation, biological process: DNA damage response; apoptotic process; signal transduction. Gene Ontology annotation, molecular function: protein binding. NCBI's taxonomy places the organism in Eukaryota, Metazoa, Chordata, Actinopteri, Perciformes, Serranidae.
UUGUCGAACACAAGGAAGUGAAAGAAAUCAGAGAGCUCGAGAGAGAAACAACUUAACACAGAGAUUGAUAAUUCAUAUUAUUUAGUAAAUAACGCUACAUUAGCUCGUGAGUAAUAUGAGAAACGGUACAUAACGGUUAUUAAUGUCGCCACAGAGAGCAUUAGAUAUGUGAAUUUUAGCUAACAUUCACGUGAUGUGACGAGCUAACAGCUAACAUUACUGUAACAGUUAUAACUUACCACUCAGCAAACAUGUCAGUUACAUGUGCCUGGUCGUUUAUUAAUGGCAGUCGUUUAGCUAUGUUUGACUUUAAUGACUAUAUGUGAUAGUGUAAUGGGUGACAUUACAGACACACCAUGCAGAGAGACACCCUCGGACCAGUGUCGGACCUUUAGGACGUUUUUAGCCAAUUAGAUGUCUGUAGUUAUUAACAGUGUCUUCAAUGGAGAGAAGCAGCGAGGAAGAGGCAGCUCCUGAUGAAGAGGAUGGAGAGCAGGCAGCCGGCUGGACUGUGAUGCCAGGCAGGUCGGAGGAUGAAGAAGUGGGAGUGGCACCUUCAAUAACAUCCACAGGUGGAGUACCAGACCCUUCCACGGACAUGUUGGCUCUGAGGCUGUGCAGAGAGCUUGUGUACCAGGAUCAGGAGAAGUCAGAGAGGGAGGCUGGACCGACGAUGUCAAGCGGUGUGAUGUCUGAGAGCCAAGCAGAAGUUCUUGAGCCAGAGAGGGAUGCUCCCUCUGUGUCUCCCUCCAGCCUCAUGGACACCUGUGCUCCCUCCAUAUCAAGCCUCUCCUCCUCUUACUUCCCCACCCAUCACCAUGCCAAUUUUUCCUCAUCCUCAUCUUCUUCUUCCUCUGCUGUGUCUCUGACUCCACCUUUGCCUCCCUCUGUGGAGCUCCCAGCUGUGUUGACUGAUACAAGGCUGACCCUGGAUGUGUACCAGGGAGGAGCAGCUGCACUGCCUCUGCUUUGGGGGUCCGUCCCGGAGCAGCUGAGGGGGCUCCAGUACCUGAGACUGGGCUCUGAGGAUAAGGCAGCCCUGGAUGGUGCACUGGAUGUCCUACACCAUCUGACAGAGCUGCGUUCACUGGCUGUUCGGGGACACUGUUUUUAUUACUCGCAAGGUGACCCGCUGCCUGGCCUCCUCACCACUUUGCCCACAUCUGUUUCCUCCCUCUCUCAUCUGGUUCACCUGGAUCUCUCCUUCAACCAGCUCUCCUGUCUGCCAUCCUGCCUUCUCAGCUUGCCCGCUCUGUCCUCUUUGCUCCUCUGUCACAACCACCUCUCAGCUUUGCCUCCCGAUAUAGGCCAGCUGUCCUCCCUCACCUACCUCUCCCUCCUGGGGAACGAGCUGGUCUCUCUUCCCCCGAGCCUGGGUCAAAUGAAAAUGCUGCAGACACUGGAUAUUUCACACAACCUCCUUCAGCAGCUACCUGAUGAAAUUGGUUGUCUGGGGGAGCUUGUGAAGCUGGAAUUGUCUCACAACAAGCUGAAACAGCUACCAGAAAGCAUGGGCUCCCUUGUCGCCCUCAGGGAGCUUGUCAUCUACAGCAACGACCUCCGCGUGAUCCCACAUUGUCUGAACAAACUGCCUCUGCUGAAAAUAGAUGUGCGUGACAAUCCUUUGGGACGUCCUCCAACCCCUCCUCUUCUCCCUCCUACACCUGAUCGAGUAGAAACAAAAAUUCAAGAGUUGCACCUUGGAUAUAAUCAGCACAGUUUCUGUGUUUCGUCUGCUGGGUGUCAUGUGUUUCUCCCAGGGGGGGCUGAGCUGCUGUUCCCCCCGGGGUGCCUGGUGACAACCACAAGACUGGAGUGGGUUGAGAUAAGGCCGGAGAGGAAGUGGGUGCGGCUGGAGGAGCAUGACGUGUUGCUGAGUCGUCCACUGGAACUUCGUCCUCAUGGAAUUACAUUUCUAAAGCCUGUGGAGGUGUGUGUGUCAUAUCAUCGCACCAGAAGAAGGGAGGUGGUGGUGCAGAGGUUUGACGGACAGUCAUGGAGCACUCUGCCCACUGUUCUGAGGAGGGGAAGCAAGAGCCACAGCAGCCACCCUGGUGGACGUCCAGCAAGGCUGGCCUGCUGCUCGGUGAGACAGUUCUCCUGGUUUAUGGCAGUGUCCCGUCCAGUAAAGGACAGUUGCUCUGUCACACCAGCUGGCACUCUGCUGGUAUCCAGCGCCGACCCUGGAGUUAAGCUCCACUUUCCUCCAGACUCCACCGUGCAGACCCGCGUCAUAACCUUACAGGUGCUGCAGGUGUCUGUGUCAGAGGUCCAGACGCUGUGUGGUGAUCCUCAGGCCACAGUUAGCCCUCUCCUCUGCCUCUCUCAGACUCCCAGCAUAGAUUUCCUGCAGCGUGUCAAAGUUCAGAUCCCUCUGCCAUCUGGAGUCACAGGCCAUACAGUCGAUAUGUCCUGUUUGUAUCUGCUACACGGAGACCCCACUGCCCAAACCUGGACUGACAUUACAUCGCAAGUGUCUCUCUACGUCACCCAUUUGUAUGCCAUUUUCUACAUCACACAUUUCUCCUGGUACUGGCUGUGGUACACGACUCAGCGCUGUGUCAGUGGGGUGGUCAGGAAGGUUUAUCAAAAGCUUAAACAGUUUAGAGUUCAGUUUCUCGUCCUCCAGAGGAAGACUGAUCCUUCACAAGUUAUGCUGCAGUGUUUACCUGCUAACAAGGUGGACAGCAGAGUGCAGUCUUUGUCAGAGCAAUAUGAUGGACCUCAGCCUUCAGACCUGUGUGAAAUGCUGGAAGGAGAGCAGUUCUUCGCCGGCUUUGAGAGAGGCUUGGAUAUCAGCACAGAGAGACCAGACUGUGUGGCGGGAAGACUGUGUUUUGAGUUUUACUCCAGCCUGAAGAAUCUGAAAGAAGUCUACAUCUGUCCAGCUCAGGGUCAGAAGGUGCCAGUAAGGGGACAAGUAUCUUUUUAUAGAGGGGAGAUUCCCAGCGAUCUGCCAGAGGAAGUGGCGAGGAAGAGGAAAGGACUUGACAGCCAGUGGCUUGCAACUUUACCACUUAGACUUCCUGCUCUAAACUCAGACAAUAACUACGUCAUGGAGGAGAUCCAGUAUCCUCCUCUGAACCUGGGUGACCCUGAGAGCGGCUACCUGACAGAGGCCAACCUGCUGUCCAUUUCUCUUCAGAUCGGACAGGACUGGCGUGUUAUUGGAAUCAAUCUUGGCUUAAGCUACCAGGAGCUGGACCGUAUCCAGUUCAAGUACAGGGACAAUCUGGGAGCCUUGGUGCUAGACAUGCUGUUCCACUGGGCCCGAGGACAGAAGAACGCAGGACCAGGAGCGGCGUCACGACUGGUGGCAGCUAUGAUCGAGAGCGGCAGGAGAGACCUGGCAGAGGAGAUUGAGGACAUCGUCAGUAUAGGAAGGAGAAAGUACUCAGAGUCAUUGAGGAGGGUGGGCCUGGAAGCAGAGAGCUCCUCUCUCUGUGACGCACAGCAGUAGAUAAACCCAUGCUGGGUGCAGAUGGCUGACUUACACUUGAGUAACCUGUUUGUUUACAGUGUGCCCCCAUCAUCUCAUCCUGCUGUCUAAACAAGUGUCCUGGAGUACAAAAAAUCUAUCUUAACACAAUCAUGAUAGCCAGCUGGCAGCACCUUUAAGAUGACCUACAGGAGACAGGUGAAAUGGAUGGGCUGCAUAAAGAUGAUGGCCUCGGGCUUGUUUUUUGCCACUUCUACUUUUUAAAAACUGUUUCAGUAUACAAGACAAUCCUGUGGAAGCCAGGAAGAGAUAAAAAUGUAUUAAGCUAUACAGGAUGAAAAUAAAACUACUCAUGUUAGUCAAAAUGAUGAGAUACAAGGUCAUAAUUUUUUACAUAAUAUCUAUUUUUUUUACUUAGUAUGUCAGAAAUUGACUUUAUACCUCAGUAUUGUGAAUUACAGCAGCAUCAUCAGUUGAAUCAAUUCGUUUGACAGUUACUCAAAGGUAGUAUGUAUUACACAAUUGGCUUGGAUCAUACUACAUGUACAGGGGUUUCCACUGUCUGGUCACUGAAAGGCCCAGUCUGGAUUUCUUUAGGUGAGAUGAGAUGAUUUUAACAAUAACCCCUUUUAAGAAAUUUUAAAAAGAAAUUUAAGAAAGCCCCUUUCUCACUGUACAGAAAAAAAACACACACCAGCUCUCAGUUUUGUAUCGAACAGGUUACAAUCGGCAUUCAUUUCUGGAACAAAUGACUGCAAUAGUCAUAGUAUUGAAUAUUUAUUGGUGCGAUCAGAUCUCAUCGGCAGUGAUCAAAAAACACAACACUCGAAGAAGCGCUAAUUUUUGCCCCUUUUCCAGCCUGACUAAUGACUUACCGCCACAAAAUGUCUCUGCCUAAGCAGCACCUGAACAUCUUCUAAAAUGAGUUGACACCAAGUUUGAAAGAGAAACUGAGUUUGUAUCAAACAUAGGUGUAGAUUUUGAGGGGGAAACAGGGUACAUGUCCCCCUCAGUAUUUUUCUGAUGAAAACAUCAAGUAGCAGAGGACUUUUAUUUUGACAAAGACAUUUACGCCAUAAAUUGAUGCAGAAAAGGCACAAAUUGGUGCAUAAAAUUCACCAGAAUGUAGGUAAUUAAGUGUUUGAUGCUCUAAAUUUUCUGGUAGAGGACCCCAAAACCCCUUUUUCAUAUGUGUCCCCCCAAAUGUUGACACCUAGGCCCUUGGAAACAGACAUAAGAAAGAAGUAACUAUUGUUAACAUUUUCACUGGGCUCCAUACUGCAUUCUACUGUUUACUCACUGUGUUAUCCAGUGUGUUCGUGACACCAAAUGUGACACACCAAAAAAACAAAAAUAGAAAGACAUUCUGGUCUAAUUCAGAGCCCAGUAUACAGUGGUUUAGUGAAUGGUAUACAGAGGUAUCCAGGGUAUACCCACCUCUUUUUCUGUCUGUUUACAGUAUACCCACCUUCAUUCAUU